CAACAGUUAUUCCUUCGUAUGAAAUGACUGAAAAAUCUAAAACAAUGAGUCACGUAAAACACAUUCCGAAAGACGCUCAAGUUAUUAUGUCGAUUAUGAAAGAUAUGGGAAUCACGGAUUAUGAACCAAAAGUCAUCAAUCAAUUACUUGAAUUUACAUAUCGUUAUGUUACGUGUAUAUUAGACGAUAGUAGAAUAUAUGCGAAUCAUGCUAAAAAGAAGUUUACCGAUUUAGAUGACGUAAGAUUGGCCGUGAAAAUGCAGUUGGAACGUACUUUUACAAAUCCACCACCAAGAGACGUAUUAUUAGAUGUGGCUCGUGCCAAAAACAAUAUACCCUUACCAUUCGUUAAACCAAACAAUGGUCUAAGGUUACCACCUGAUAGAUAUUGUUUGAAUGCAACAAAUUACAAAUUGAAGAAUGCUACAAAGAAAACUGUUUCGAAGCCUAUGCAUUCAUUAGUUAGUAAUAAUAUAUCUGGAGUACAAUCCAGGAUCAAAGUAGAAGGAAGUAAGACUGGUCUUUCAAUAGUCAAAAGACCAGGCACUUUAACUACUGUUGCUCGAACUCAAACAAUAUCUAUACCAAAGCCGGUAUUAAAAUUUUCAACAGCACCAACAGGCACAACCACGGUUAAAGCUCAAAUACCAAAACCAAAAGUACAAAUAACAUCUGGACAAACUGUGCCACAUAUUAAAAUAGAAGCGGAUGACUCUGUAAAAAGAAAAAGAGAAGAUAAUAAUUAUGAUGUUUAAGUAAAAGUAUAAUAUAGAUAUAGUAUAAUAUUUAUAUUUGUUGUUUUGUUCGUUAUAUAAUUAUAAAACAUUUGAUUUGAACAAUAGGAAGAAACGGAUAUGUUAAUAUGUUCGUAUCAUGUGCUUUUAGAAAAUGAAAAUUUUUAAUUAUUGAAAGAGAUAAAUAAUGUAUAUUAUUUGAUUAAUUGGAUUAAAUGCAAGAAAUUAAUUUCAAAUAGUGAGAUUAGAAUUUAAUGUGACUUAUUGUGUUUAUAGUGAUUUUUAAGAUGGCAUAAAUAUUAUCAUUAAAUUUUGCUUUGAUUACCUUGUAACGUAAUAAUCAUUUAUUAAGUUUAUAAUAUUAAGUAAACAAAAUGAAUAUAUUCAAUCAUAUUAAUAACACCGUAGUAUUCCAUAGUAUUAACACACUAAUGUCAAACACUGACCACAAUGAUAGUAUUAAAUUAUUUUUAAUGAUAAUUUUAAAGCCAUAAAACUUGUUAGAUAACGA
This is a messenger RNA of Vespa mandarinia (Asian giant hornet), 1245 nucleotides long. Its product is annotated as transcription initiation factor TFIID subunit 9-like. Gene Ontology annotation, molecular function: RNA polymerase II general transcription initiation factor activity; transcription coactivator activity; protein heterodimerization activity. Gene Ontology annotation, cellular component: SAGA complex; transcription factor TFIID complex. NCBI's taxonomy places the organism in Eukaryota, Metazoa, Arthropoda, Insecta, Hymenoptera, Vespidae. The record is from RefSeq and is a predicted model, not a curated record. Gene Ontology annotation, biological process: DNA-templated transcription initiation; RNA polymerase II preinitiation complex assembly.